AUGGGCGACUUUAAUUACGGCGGCACAGAAGAGGAAUCCGCUGAGAUCAAAAGACUUAACGAAGAAGUUCUCGAGGAUAUUGAUAACUUUGAAAAUUGGGAAAAACUUGUUCGCGCAGCCGAAACACUAGAGGGUGGAUUAAAUCGCAACUCUAGUCCACAGGCGAUAGCAACGACACGCGACGCUUACGAUCGUUUUCUUGCCAAAUUCCCAUUGCUGUUCGGUUACUGGAAGAAAUAUGCAGAUCUAGAGUUUUCGAUUGCAGGUACAGAAGCAGCUGAAAUGGUAUUUGAACGAGGAGUCGCGAGUAUCACCACCUCAGUCGAUUUAUGGACAGAUUACUGCUCGUUCAAAGUCGAGACAUGCCAUGAUCCUGAUGUGAUCAGAGAGCUAUUCGAGCGCAGUGCCAAUUCAGUUGGUUUAGAUUUUCUAGCCCAUCCUUUCUGGGAUAAGUAUUUAGAAUUUGAAGACCGGUUAGAAGCUUCUGAUAAAAUAUUCGCCAUUCUUAGUCGAGUAAUCAAGAUUCCUAUGCACCAGUACGCUCGAUAUUUUGAAAGAUUUCGCCAAUUAGCGCACAAUAGACCACUACAAGAGCUUGUUUCGAUGGAAAAGUUAGCACAGUUCCGAGCGGAGGUUGAAUCCGAUGGAUUCCAAGCUGGACCAAAAGGGGAACUUGAAAUAGAACGUGAAGUUCGGCUUAAAAUUGAUAACUUUCAUCUAGAAACUUUCACUUCCACGCAGACUGAGACAACAAAGCGAUGGACAUAUGAAUCAGAAAUAAAACGUCCCUAUUUUCACGUUACCGAGCUUGACAACCAACAACUAGCAAAUUGGAGAAAAUAUCUAGACUUCGAAGAAGCAGAAGCUGACUACACAAGAUCAGUAUUCUUAUACGAAAGAUGCUUGGUUACCUGCGCUUUCUACGAUGAGUUCUGGUUCCGUUACGUAAGAUGGAUGUCUGCUCAAGAUGGAAAGCAGGAAGAAGUUCGGAAUAUAUACCAAAGAGCCAGUGUCUUUUAUGUUCCUAUUAGUCGACCUGGGAUACGGCUACAGUAUGCAUAUUUUGAAGAGAUGUCGGAUCGUAUUGAUGUAGCACGUGAUAUACAUGAUGCUAUUCUCGAUCGCAUGCCAGGCCAUGUUGAGACGAUCGUCUCAUGGGCGAAUCUUGAGCGACGUCAAGCAGGUGUUGAUGCCGCCAUACAAAUUUAUCAAAACCAAAUUGAUAAUCCAGUCGUUGAUCUAUUUGCUAAAGCAGCCCUAGUUGUGGAAUGGGCUUAUCUAUUAUGGAAAAUCCGAGGAUCAGUGGUGCAGGCGCGUCAAGUCUUUGAGCAAAAUCAACAGUGGUACUUACAAAGUCGGCACUUCUGGCUCAAGUAUUUAGAGUUCGAGAUUUCUCAACCAACGACCGCAGAAGAAGAAGAAAAACACUACAACCGGAUAAAGCAAGUCAAUCAGGACAUGAUUAGAAAGAGUAAAAUGUCUUUGGCGACUAAAAGAGACCUAAGCAGUGUUUAUUUUACUUAUUUACAACAACGGGGCAGCAAGGAUGCGAUGAAGGAGUUUCUACAAAUUGAUAAAGAGCUAAAUGGACCAAGCUCUAUUCAGCCAGCCUAUCUGAAAGUAAAAAUGCCAUCUACGAGAUCUAUCAGCAAAUCACAAGAAAAUGGCCUCUUGCCUGGGGAGCUAGACGAUGAAACACUUCGUAGGGGAGAGGCGAAAUAUGUACGCUAUUUUGAGAAGCAGAAUGAGAUUCACUUGAAUCCACAAGCUCUUUCUCCGUUCACAUAA
Blumeria graminis f. sp. triticale is the source of this 1788-nucleotide messenger RNA. NCBI's taxonomy places the organism in Eukaryota, Fungi, Ascomycota, Leotiomycetes, Helotiales, Erysiphaceae. The record is from the annotation of a GenBank genome assembly.